Cinara cedri is the source of this 18164-nucleotide messenger RNA. The record is from the annotation of a GenBank genome assembly. Lineage: Eukaryota; Metazoa; Arthropoda; Insecta; Hemiptera; Aphididae.
CGUAGAAACAGUUUUUUUUUUUCAUCUAAAUAUUAUAAAAUAAUGUAAUUCGUGUGUGUCAAAAUACAUUUGAAUACUUUUUUUAAGUUUAUUAAAAUAAAAAAUAUUGUUACCUAUAUUUUAUGUGUUUUAUCAGAUGUUAAUUGUAUUAUCAUUAAUAUAUUACUUAUUACUUUAUUAUAAAUUGUAAACGCAUAGGCCUCACAUGGUAUUGAAAAGCUGAUUUUUGGAUAUAAGGUCAACCACGUAUCUGUGGAUGAUUAUUCAAGAUUUCGGCUCGGUUAGAGAACGAGAUACUCGGUUCGGGGAAAUUAAUUGAUAUUUUUAUAGUUUUCGCGCCCCUAAAGAGAGAGUAAUGGUAUAAGGUCGACUAUCGAUGAUUGUUCCAAAUUUCUUCCCGGUCGAAAAUCGAGGAGCCCGGAUCGGGGCUGUUUAAUCUGGUCAGUAAAAUCCGGAUUAGUAAAUGAGUCUUCUCCAAAUUAGAGCAUGUUAAUAGGUUAGGUACCUACUACAUCGUAUUAUUUGAACAUGUUUUUAAUCAAAAUUUAUUUUUACUUCUGAAACUUAUCGGUAGGUACCUAUUAAUUAUCAUAGCUAUCUAUAUAAAAAUAAAUGUGGUGGAUAAUUAUAAUUCAUUAGAUUUAACGAUUUACACUUGGCUGAAAAAUUAAAAGAAUAUCUAGUGAAUCCAUAGAUAAUGGUUAUGAACUAUAUACAGAAACAAAGGGUGAAUUUUUAUUAUAAUAAUCUAAAUUGAAUAAUUAUAUUUUAAUGGUAGUACAAUAAUAUAAUAAAAAAUAAUUGAUGGUUAAGUAACAUUUAAUUAUUAUUGCAAUAGUUAAAAAUUAACCACAAAUCACAGUUUACAAUAAUUAUUAUGAACAGUUUAAUAGUGAGUGGUGACGUGUGCGAGUCGAAUGGAGGCUUGGCUAAAUUAUACGCCACUGGAAAUACUUAUCUUCAUGACAGUCGAGAAAUUCAGAAAAUAUCUUUUGUAAUCAAUUCAUUAUAAUCAGCCAUUAGUUAAGACUAUUUUUUUUAUAAAUAAUGUCCUAUAAACUCCGUACCAAGUAUAAAAAUAAUAACACACUAACAUACAUUCAAUAGACCUCGGUGUAUACUCAUCCGCUUUAAAAGUUAAAACUACAACAGUAGCUUAUCGGCGCUUAUCAUUUGUUAUUUUCGUGUUACGCAUAUAUGUACGUUGUACAUAUCAGUAGCCUGAUAGCAUUUUGGGGUCGUGAACAAGUAGUAGUAGUAGUAGACAGUAGUCAUCAAUAGCAGGUCCAAAUUCCGAAGCCUGAGUUUACCGUUUUAACAAUGAAAUAUUGGUAAAUUAGGUAUCCAUCGACUCAGAACGUUAAUAUGCACUUGAUUAGUAAUAUUAAUAUUUCAUUAUGCCCGUGUCAUUUGGUCUAGCGUCCAAAAUUAUAUAAUAACGAAGCUGUAAGUAACUAUAUAAUACAUUGAAUAUACAUAGGUAUUCUACCUAUAAGAUAUUUAUUUUUGUUCUUUAAUUUUAAUUAUAUUUAUUAUUUAAUACCAUAAUUGUAGAUUUUUAUGUUUGUUGAUCUAUCAAUAAUUAUUCACUUGUAAAUUCAAAUUAUAUUUAAUUCUUAACAAGUGUUAUAUUACUCUGGAAUUUAAUAAUAAUUUGUUUACAUUAACUAGAGCAUUGUAUCCAAAAUAACGAUCAAUAUGAGAACAAUAAUUAACAGUAACUAUUUUGCCUGUCAUGUGACUAAUGUUGAGAACUGAGUCUAGCCAAAGUUGGCCGGUGUUAGGCGAGCGUCAUGGCUGCCUGCACGGUAUCAUUUCUCCUAUGGAUUACAUUGCAAUGGAUUUCGGCUCAAGAUUAUUCUUCCCAGUGGGCAGCUCACAUCGAAGGUGGCUUCGAGAAAGCAAAAAGUAUAACGGAAAAACAUGGAUUUGUACUGCUUGGCGAGGUAUUUUCCUAAUUUAUUUUAUUUUAUACUGUGUUUUUAUUUUAAUAUUGAAUAAAACUUCAUUAUGAUACCCAAAUUACUAUAGUGGAUAGAUUUUAGUAGUAGCACAUUCAGUUUUAAGUGGAUGGAUCAAAUUCAAUUUAACUUGCAUAACCAAGUUUUAACUAUUUCAACAUAAAUAUCUUCACAUUAUGUUUAUAAUAUAUUGAAUGUAGUUUUAUUACUCACAUUCAUAAUUUAUUGUGAUCAAAAACUAUUUAAUUAAUAAUUAUUCAUACAUUUUUAAUUACUAAAUGACUAAUUAUCUACCAACCUACCUUAAAUUAUUGAUGUCAAUCGUUGAAUGAAUGCAAUUAGCUCACAAGCAAUUUUUUUGAAAAUUUUAUUUCUAAAAUAUGUAUUUUUGUAUUCUUAAUUUGAUGUUACUUUAAAAAAAGUUGCUUAAGCAUUAUUUGGAAGUUAUGGUCAAAAAACUUCAAAAUGAUCAAUUUUUCUAAAAAUUGUGUUUUUAUGUUUAAAAUCAAAAAUUUAUAUUUUUAGAAUUUUUUUUAGAAAUGGCAGUAAUUAUAUGCUUAACAUUGUGGUGAAAUCAAAAUUCACCUAUCAUACUUACUUUUUUUAUGUUAAUGUUAAUAAACCACAUAAAACCUAAUUUUAAUGUUAUUUCAAUAGUUUGCAUAUUAAAAUUGAUUUUUGGUAUUUAUUUUAUUCAGUGUGUAAUGACAUAAAGUAGUUUUUGGUGAAAUCAGUAUUAAUUAAUAUUUUUUGGUUUGGAAGAAAUAGUGGAAAAAUAUAUGGAUACAUAAACAUCAUAGGUGGUUCAUUAUAAGUCAUACUUAGUUGUAAAAAAAAUAAAUAAAUUUAGUUUGAAAAUCUAAUAAUAAAAAGAAAAAUGUAUUUUUUUUUUUUUAUAUGUAUUAAAAUUAAAUUUUGAUGGAAACUGUAAAUAUUACUGCCUUUUAAAACAUGUAGAACCGAAUUUCGCUCCAUAUUGUCUUUUGUUAUAAAUGGUUUAUCAUUGGUUACAGGUAUAAAUUAAAUAACUAUGUAAUCCAUCUUCCCCUCUACCCACCGAAAACAUUGGCCGUCUCCAGUAUCAGCUCUUUUUUUUAAAUUUAAAUUAAUAUUUGUUUAUCAAACCAUAAAUUAUUUUAGAUUUUUCCAGACUACUAUCAUCUAGAACACAAACAUGUAUCGAAGCGAUCAGUUAACCCAGGUUUUGAACAUCAUGAAAAGUUAAUAUCCGAACAAAAUGUUAGUAUUUACAACAAUUUUUAAUACAAUUAAUUAUAAAUAUAAUACUUAGUAAUAAUAACACUUUAUAAAUUCUUUCAGUUUGUAUUUAAUUAGUUUAUUUUGUUAAACUAAUAGCUCAGCUGUUAUGUAAUAAAUAAAUUGCUUUUUUUAAAUAUGUAGUAAAAAAAAUUUGCCAUAUGAUGUACCAUAUUAAAUAAAAUAAAAUACUAAUUAACUUAUUACAUUUUAGGUCAAAUGGGCAAAGCAACAAAAAAUAUUAAGUCGAUCAAAAAGAGACUAUUUAACUUAUGUUAGAGACAGUAAAAGCUCAAAAAGAUUUGCAAUUAAAGGUGGAUUCAACGAUCCAAAAUGGCCGAAAAUGUGGUACUUGGUUAGUAGUUUGUAAUUUUGUAUUAUAUUUCUUUUUAUUAAACUGUUCAAUAAAUACUGAAAAAUCAUAUUAUAUGAUAGUUCAAAACGUAAUAAUAAAUAUUAAGGUUAAUAUUAUAUUUUUUUUUUUUUAAAAAACGAGUGUAUUAAGGUACACACCUGUGUAUUUUUAUAUUUCAUUUAUACAGGUGUAACAAUACCAUCAAAUGAAAAAAAUUGUCCACUUUGCGAGUAGCAUAUUUAGGUGUAUGUAUUUAUAUAAUAUAAGACUAAUAUAAUAUAAUAUAAUAUCAAUGACAAACUUAUUAGCCAGGUUGAUGAUUUAUCAUUUUUUUUGUAAAUUUUUGUUUCUCGGCAAAUAACAUUGUCAAUUUUCUCCUUAAAACUAUAGUACCUUAUUUGUUUCUUAUUACAUUCUGAUGAUUACCUUCAUACUAAUUUUUUAUUCAGCGAUAAUUUAAACUGUAAAAUAAUAAAAUUACAUACAUUUAAAAUCGCUGCUCACCAACCAAAAAAAUUAUUAUACCUGUACAAUUAAAAUAUAAAGAUAGAAAAAUAAUUGUUCAUCCUAAUAAAUGUAUGAUUAUAUAAUAAUAACUAUUCAUUUUAUUUCACUUUUAUUCAGUUAUAAAUUGAAUCAUUCGAGUUUUUAAUUUAUAUUUUCAAUUUAAUUUUAACAAUUAAUUAACAAAACUAAGUACUUAUAUAUAAAUACCAUUUAUUAUACUAUUAUGUGUUAUAUAUUUUAGUAUAAUUUUGAAAACAUUUAAGCUUGUUAUAGAUGUUAUAAUUUCGCUAGUUCUAUAUGUAAUAUUUAUUCAAUAGGUACUCUGUGGAUAAAAUCGUUGGAUCGACCAUCUAUAGGCCUUUUAAAACAUAUAUAUCCGGACUCUGGUGAAAAUAGUUUUUCAUUAGCAAUAAUUAAUCAUUGCAUACAUAAAAACAUUAAAUUCUCCUCUACAUCCUUCCCAACUUCUCAUCUAUAACAGUGGCCCAUCCAUCUUGCAAAUAGUAUGUCAGUCUUAUUUUCUGGUUGGGUGUUCCUUAUCUUACUGACCAUAGUCUGGCAUAUAUUAUGAUAUCGACUAUGGUCGGUUGUAUAUUUUUUAAAUAUUACAUCUAUAUAUAUCCUAAAGAAAUAAUAUAUAACUUUAAAUUUUUAAAUUUUAUUUAGAGUAUAAUUUUUAUAAUGACAUUGUUUAGUAUUUUCUAAAAAGGAACCAAUCAAAUUUGUAAUUUUUAGAUUCUGAGGUAAACAAAGAAUUAAUUGAUUUACUAUGUAUCUUUUUUAUUUAUUUAUAUGUAUUAAAAUAAAAAAUACUUAAAAAUACUUUUCUACCAGUAAUCUUGCUCCAACUAACAACAACAAGGGAUUUUUUUAUCUAGUUUUGGUGCUAGGUAUUAGGUAGUUCAUUUUUUGAUUUUCCAAGUCGUUAUUCUUAAUAAUUCAGAAUAAUUGAGAAGUUUAUGGCAAUAAUUUUAUUAUUAUAGAUUUUAUUUUUGGUUGUAAUUAGGUUAAAAAUAAUGAUAGAGAUCUGGAAUAACUAUAAAAUAUUUAAAUUAAUAAUAAUCUAAAACAUUUUUUAGAUGUAAAAUUUUCCACAACAAUCUUGCAACUUUUGAGUAUUUUAUAGGCAUUUAAUAUUUUCGUACAUUUUAAUUUUACUUUGAUUUGUCUGUGGAUAAAACUAUUUGAUCAAGCUAAAAUAUUUGAAAAUUUAGCAUUUUUUGAUGGAAAAAAAAGUUGAGCAUAAUGUACCUAGAUGAAUGAUACCUAACGUAUCAAAAUUGGUGUUAUACAUAUUUUGAAAUGUCUUUACUUUUACAAUUUUUGUCAAAAUUUGAACUUGAGAAACUUAAAAAAAAAAAUUAAUAGGUUUUUUUUUUUUUUUAACAAAAUUCAUAAAAAUGACAGUAUUUCAAAACAUGUGUAACCGAAAUUUGCUCAUAAUCGUAUUUCAUCAACAAUAAUUUAUCAUUGUGUAUAGAUAUAAAUAAAAUAAUUGUAUCUAUCCUACCUUUCAAGCUACCUACCUCCAACAGUAACACACUUGUCAGCAGUAUCUUCUAUUUUACCUUUUUAUUAUACAUUUUGAAAUAAUUCUGUAUUAUCUUUUCUAUUUACAUUAUUAGUUAGAAAUUAUUUAUUUAUAUUUAGCAUAAAUAAAUAAACAUUCUAACUUUUACCUAUUAAAUAUUAUUUAGAACCGUGGUCGAGGUAUGGAUAUGAAUGUUCAAGGGGCUUGGGAAGAAGGAAUUUCAGGAAAAGGAUCUGUUGUUACAAUAUUAGAUGAUGGCUUAGAAAAAGAUCAUCCGGACUUAAUACAAAAUUAUGUAAGUUAAGAAUAAAUAAAAUUGCAAGUUACUUUAGUGAGUUUUAUUCUGGUAUUGUUAAUAUGAAACCUAUACAGAACCUCAAAGUCAGUAUAAAAAACUUAUAUUUAAUAGGAUCCUUCAGCUAGUUAUGAUAUGAACAAUAGAGAUGAUGACCCAAUGCCUAGAUAUGAUCAAAUGGACACAAAUCGACAUGGUACCAGAUGUGCAGGAGAAGUGGCAGCAACUGCCAAUAAUUCGCUGUGUUCAGUUGGUGUUGCAUUUGGAGCAAGUAUAGGUGGUGUUCGAAUGUUAGAUGGGGAUGUCACUGAUGCAGUUGAAGCUCGGUCUUUAAGUUUGAAUCCUCAACAUAUUCAUGUAUACAGUGCAUCGUGGGGUCCAGAUGAUGAUGGAAAAACUGUAGACGGUCCUGGUGAAUUAGCUACUCGAGCUUUUAUUGAAGGUAUAUCAAAAGGACGUGGAGGCAAGGGAUCAAUAUUUAUCUGGGCAUCUGGUAAUGGUGGUCGUGAACAUGAUAAUUGUAACUGUGACGGAUAUACAAAUGCCAUUUGGACAUUAAGUAUUAGUAGUGCAACACAAAAUGGUCAUGUUCCAUGGUAUUCAGAAGCUUGUAGUUCAACUUUAGCAACAACAUAUAGUAGUGGAAGUAAUUACGAAAGUCAGGUAAUAAAAUAAUUCAAUAAUAUUUCAAAUUUGUUUACGUAUGUUAUAACUAAUAAGUAAUAACAUUUUAUUAUACUAAUAGAUUAUUACAACAGAUCUUCACCAUGAAUGUACUAGUAAUCACACUGGUACAUCUGCAUCUGCACCACUAGCCGCUGGAAUAGUAGCUUUAACUUUGGAAGCUAAUAAUAAACUAACUUGGAGAGAUAUGCAACACAUUGUAGUUUUAACAGCAAGGCCAACUCAUUUAUUAGCUUCUGAUUGGAUUAUUAAUGGUGUUGGACGAAAAGGUGUUUACUUUUAGUAUAAAUAUAGUAAUUAUUAUUAGUAACAAUUGACAAAUUUAUGUACCUUGAACUAACAAAUUUAAAAAAAGUAUAAUAUCUAUUUGAAAUAAUUAUAAAAAAAUAAAAUCAAAUAAUUUUUAAUUUUGGGCAAGUCACUGUUUGAAUUCAUAGCAUUAAUUGGAAUGAAACUUUAUAUGAAGGCAAAAAUUGUAAUAAAAAAAAAAACCAGAACUGUACAAUUUAGAACGGUUAUUUGUAUCAUAUAAAAAUAAAAGGAAUUCAAGAAUAUUGUGUGAAAAAAAUAAAAUUCCAAAUUUUGAUGUUCUAGUUUUUAUUUUUAUUCCAGAUUUUGCUUCCCAGAUAAUGCUGACCUCCUACUGUUUUAUUUAUUUGAAUAUUUGUUACAUAAUCCAUAAGCAGAGUUUGGGACUUGGAGCAAAAUCAACAAAAUAAUUAUUUGAAGAAUAGAAAACUAGUAAAAAGCAUUUUUUGAUUUUAAAAAAAAAACUUAUUAAAUCAUUUGGUGAAAUUUAAAAAUCGGGGGCAUACAUUUUAGUCUCCGUCAGUGAUUUAUGUAAUCUUAUAGAAGAAAUAUUGAUACCAUUGAAUAUGCCAUACAUUUGUGUAACUCUUGGCUUGAUUUAAUAUCAAGUUAAAAAAAAAUAAUCAAAUGUUUUAAGUCAUGUUAGUUUUUGACAUUUUUUUAACAACAUAAAUUUAAUAUAAUGAUCUAUAUAUAAAUACACAUAAUUAUUAAAUUUUACUCUUGCAGUAACACUCCCCUCUUUAAUGUAUGCUCUUGCAUUUCAUUAUGCUCUCCUAUAUUUAAUUGUUUUUAAUGUUUUAAAAAUGAUUGUAUUCAAAUUUUGAUUUUAUAUUCCAUUAUUUUUUUAUUAAUGAAGGGUUUAGUUAAGACUCAUAUCUGAUAUUUAAAAUUGUUCAAUCUAUAUCAUAGUAGUUAUCUAUCUUAAAUAGAUUUUUUUUUUUUUUUUUUUAAAUAUACUAAUGUAAUAUGCUAACGGAAAAAAAACAUUUAUGUUUUAAAUUAUAUUAUUUUUAUUUUAUUUUUUUAGUAAGUCAUUCUUUUGGUUAUGGGUUAAUGGAUGCUACUGCCAUGGUUAGAUUAGCUCGUAGAUGGAAAACUGUUCCAAUCCAACAUAUCUGCAAUGUUACAGCUCAAGUAUUUGAAAAGUAUGAUAUAAUUAAUUUGUUAACUUUGUUUUCAUUGUAAAUUGUACAAUAUUUUUAAUAAAUUUAUUUUAUUAUAGACCAGUGCCUGCACGUAGUUCAGUUACAAUACAACUCUUAGUGAAAGAUUGCAACAAUGUAAAUUUCUUAGAACAUGUUCAAGCCAAAAUAUCAUUAUUAGCUAGUCGACGUGGUGAUAUUAAAAUUGAUUUAACUUCUCCGAGUGGUACAAAAUCAACACUUCUUGCUCCAAGAACUCAUGACAAUUCUCAUGCUGGAUUUCGUGUGUGGCCAUUUAUGACUGUGCACAUGUGGGGUGAACGUCCAUUUGGUAUAUGGCAGUUGACUAUUCACAAUGAAGGAAAACUAUUAGGUAAAAUAUCAAAAUUAUUUAUAUUUUUUAAUUGGUAGUUUUAUUAUACAGUAAGAUAUCUAAUACUAUUCAUUAUUUAUAAAUGUGUGUAGAAUAAGGGUCACAGAAUAAUAAUACAUUAAUUUUAUUAUGUACAUAUGGCUUCAAAAUGUAUUUAUAUACAUCUGUCCAAGUUCUAUAAUUGAUUAACAAUUUAAUUACUACUAACAAAUUAAUGUGCUUUAGGUCGAUCAUCUUUACACGAGUGGUGUUUGAUAUUGUACGGUACUAAAUAUGCCCCAAGAACAAUAUCUCCUCCUAUCUAUCCUGUGGAACAACCACCUAAACCUAAUCCUAGAAAAAAUUCUAAAAGUACAAGAAAACAUUCAAAAAAAUUUAAAUUACAAAAACAAUUUACUACUCCAGUUAGUACCUUUAUAAAACAAAAUGUUUCCAGUUUCAAACCAAAUGUCCAUUUUGUUCUAUUUCCAAUUAAAAAUUCAUCUAAAUUGUUAUCUCCUACCCUAACUGACAAUAUCCAAACAUAUCCCAGCAGUCAUAGGCUCUACAGUCUACAAAGGGUGGAAGGUAGACCAGCCAAAAAAAAUUUGUCACCUGAAAGAAAUGUAUCACCUACAACUACAGGCAAGAGUGUCUGCAUGGAAAUCACCAUUUUGUUUGCAUGUCAUGCUAUAAUAAUAUUUUAAGAAAAUUGGUACAAUUUAUUAUUUUGCUUGUUUUAGUAAAAUAAACACUAUUAUAUUUUAGCACAUCAUAGGAUAAUAGUUAUUUAAUCAUAUAAUAUUUCCAAUAGUUGAUUUGUUGUGUUGUAUGCGUUUUAGUAUAUUUAUUUUAUAUUAUUUUGUAGAUAUUUUAGUUUUCACUUUUUUUUUUAAAUUGAUUGCACAUUAUUUCUGAAGUUAAAUAAUAUAUUUCAAUGCACGGGCAACAGAGGUUAAAUCAAAAAAUCAAGCUAUUCAGUAUGAUUUAUGGGUUAUUUAGAAAUUAAUUGUAGACUAAUAAGGGCUUAAGAGCUUUUAACCUUUUUUUUUUUUCAUAUAUUGAAAUACAAUGGCAUAAUUUCAAUAAAAUAACUGUUAAGCACAUUUUUAAUUUGAUUUCAGUAACUUACUUAAUGGGUUGUUAUGUUACUAGUUCUAAAUCUAAAAUACGACUUAAACCAUUUUAAUUGUGAAUUAAUUCCUUAAUUCUUUCAUAUCCAAAGUAUUAUGUAUCGAGGAUUGAUUAAAUUUUUAUACUAACCAAAAUUAGUUUAACAUAACAUAAUAUAUAGCCAAAAAUAAUACUUAAAUCAUUUAUUAACGGAUAUGAAUCAAAUUAUAUCAAAAGAUUAUAAUUUGGCUUACCUCCUUUUGACAGUGCACAGAAGAUAUUUCCUAGUAUAUUUAUAACUGUUAUUGUAGAAGUUAUACAUGAUUAUUUUCAAUUUAACUUAGUUAAUAAUUUGAGUAUUCAAUAUUUUAAUGAACAAUAGCUGCUAGAAAGAGGUCUAGAUCUAUUAUUUUAGAUAAGUAAAAAAUCAAAUGGUUCAUGAGCUGCAUAAUAUUAUUGUUUGUCACAUAACACAAUAUGUAAUCAAUUAAUAAUUACAAUUUGAUACUAGUUAUACAUUGUGAAAGAAGAUUUAUGAAAUAAGAAUUGCAUAUAUAUAUAUAUAUUUAUAGACAUAAGUCAUAUACACAGUAAAAAUUAAUAAUUUAUGUUUAUAAUACCUUUUAUACUAUAUCAUAUACACGUGUUUGUUGGCAACUUAACCAUAAAUAUUUAAAAUGUUUUAAAUUUAUAUUACAAAAUAACACUAUUUUUAGGAAUAAUUUAUUAACUCUUGUAUCUUUAAUCUACUUUUUAAAACACAUAUUUAACAUAGUUCUGUUUUAUUGAAAGCCCACAAUCUUAAAAGAAUUAUUAUUAAAAACUAAUGGACAUACUUCACACAAUGGGUGGGCCACUGUUGUGGGUGAGAAAAUGCUAGGGAAAAAUGCUAAGGUGGGUAUUUAAUGUUUAUCUAUAUGCAAAAAUGAAUCAUUGUUAAUGAAAAACGAUUCUUAGCGUAGUUUGGUUUUACAUGUUUUAAAAACUCAUAAUAUUUGCGAUUUGAAAAUAAUACAUUUCAUACAUUUUCCCAUUUAUUAUGAAAACCCCUGAGAAAAUUAAAAUAUAACUCUCAUAAAGUACCAUCCCCCUAUCAAAUUUAAUUUUAGAAAAGGUGCUAAACUUGAAAAUCUGAACAAAAGUUGCUGAUAAAAGUUAUUAAAAAAAUUCAUUCAUUAUAUCAUUGAAAAUGAUACAAUUCAUACAAUUAUCUGGUUUUUCCCCAUUUAUUAUGAAAAUUGAUGAAGUAAAAGAAACCUCUUUAAAGUACCAAUCUAGUCAGUCAAAUUUCCUUUUAGAAAAAGUGCUACACUUGAAAAUCUGAGCAUAAUUUCUAGUAAAAAAGUUGUUCACAGGAAAAAAAAUAAAUAUCAUUGUAAAACCAAUACAUUCCUCACUUUGUAUGUUUUUUUUUUUUUGUAAAUAUUUUUAAUUAUUAUUUUGGUUUUAAUAUGAUAUUUUGUCUAUUAAUAUUCUAAAUUAUAUAUAACAUUAUUAUUAAUAUAGUUUUUAAAUAUUUUUGGAUUAAUGAAGUAGAUGGAAUAAAUAAAUUUAUUCGCUACACAUCACUUAUAAUAAUACAGUUAGAUUAAUUAAAAUAAUUUAAAUGUUGUAUCCCUCGUUUUAACGUGAGUUCUUAGCUAUAAUGUAAAUUAUUUUCUUAAUUUGUUUUAGUAGAAAAAAAAAAUUAUAAUUUUGAAAGUACUCUAUAUUUUGUUGAAUCACCUAUUUAUUUGACCACAUCUCUAUAUAAUAAUUUCUCUAGGUAGUUUUUACUAAGUGUGUUUUCAAAUUAUUAUUUAUACUUCAAUAGUUUUAGAAAAUAAUAGUUGCAAUAUUUUACAAUUCAUAUUUAAAUACUAUUUAGUUAAAAUUUAAUAGUUAUAUUUAUACGUUUUUAUGUACAUUUUUGAUUUUAGCAACUGUGUCUAAUUGGGAAAUGGUUUUUUAUGGAACAGCAGUAUUACCUCCAGAUCAAUCAAAUCCACUUCCUACAAUAAUACAUUUAAAAAAAAAUGACACCUCAGAAAUAUCAUCAAACUUGAAUUUCAAAUCUGGAGAAUGUCGUGUGUCUACUACUAAAUGUUUAGGUUUGUUAUUAAUAUUAAGUGCAAUAAUAAUCCCUGGCAGUUUUUAACAGGGUAAAUAUAAAUUAAAUUAAAAGUAUUGAGUCUUCCCAUAAAUGUGCCAUACAAAUUCCUUCCGAUCUUAAAUAUUGUUAAGGUUCAUAGAUAUUUAAUUAAAUUAUUUUAUACCUUCCCUUUCAUUUUUUUUGUAUUUUGGUUUUAUAAUAAUUCAAGUUGUUUUGUUUUUACCCGAUAACUAAAAUAUUUACCUGAAUAUAUCCUCAAUCACAGUUUAAACUAUUUUAAUUAAAGAUAUUUAUUAGUAAUUGACAAUUAUUUAUAGGUUUAUUUAUUAAAGUAGAUAAUUUAACUCAAUUUAAUAACAUAUUAUUUUAUUCUUUAUUACUAUUGUGUAUUAAAAUGUACGUCUAUUAUUAUAUUAAUCAUUGCACAUAAUAUAUAUUUAAACAAAUGUUAUAUUACAAUAUACAGAUAUAUAUUUAAAAUUAUGUGCAUUUUUUAAUAUGUUAGUCAUUUUAAUUAAAAAAAAACUAAUUAAUUUAAGUUUAUUGUACAUAAAAUAUCUAUGGGCCUUAACAUUUAAAAUAUUAAGACUUUCAUUUAAAUAUUUGUAUUAUUUUGUGGAUUGCGUUUGUUAAUUUGAUCAUUAUGAACUGUGGUAAUGAACUGUAUUAGUGGAAAAGUGAUUUAAAGUGUCAAUUUAUCAAUUUAUAAAAUACUUAAACAAGUAUUAUACAUUUUAACUAUAAUUUGUAGGUAAUUAGUAUAUGAAAUUGAUAUAAUAAGUAUAUAAUACACACAAAUAUUGUUAUCUAGGAAAAAUGGUAGGUAAAAUAAAAUUGUUUUAAAUAAAAUAUAUGCAAUUAAAAAAUAAAGAUCAUUAUAGUAUAUAAUAACACAAUUAUCAUAAUACUCCAAUAGACGUAUUCAUUGGUUAAUUUAUUUUUUAUUUAUAUAUUUAUUUACAAAUAUUAGCCAUUUUAAUAAUUUUGUUUUUACUUUAUUAUUUUAUUAAAAAAAAAUUAAGUGUUAAAAUUAGUUAAUAUUUAAUGCAUUUUUUUGUUUUUAUUUUUCAUUAUUUACCAAUUAAAGUCAAAAUAAUAAAUAUUUUAUUUCACCUCCCCUUCCCCCUUUUAAAAAUUUGGUCUAGUUACAUCCCUUAUUUAUAAUAUUAUUGCAAUAUUAUAUUAUGACAAAAGCCUUUGGUAAUAACGAGUAAUUAAAAACUUAUCAGUGACAAAUAAAUCAUUAUAACAUUAAAUUAUGCUACACUGCAUUGGCAAUAGUAUUCUAAACAAAAUACAAUAAUGAAACCUUCAAUUUUAUACACAUAAAGUAACUUUUUUUUGAUAGUUUGAUUCAUAUACUUUGGUCAAUAUAACAAAUGUGUAACAUAAUGAUAACCUAUCUAAUAUGUUGGAGGUUAAGAUAGUUGAUUGAGGUUUAUUACAUAGGGUGUACAAAAUUUUUUUUGUUGAACAAACAUUUUGUUUUAGUGUAAAAUAUUUAUAUUAAUUUUAUUAAAACUAUGAUUUUUAUAUCAUUUUAAUAAUAAAAAAAAUUAUAAAUUAAUAGAUUAAAAAGUAUAUACUGCCAAAUUGUUUGUUUCUACAUGAUGCCUUUACAGAAAGUUAAUUGUUUUCCCUAUUAAAUUUAAUACUAAUCUAUACUAACACUGUUUUUUAUAAUAGCAAUAAUUGCAUUAGCGCUUUUGAAAAUAAUUAUAUUCAUUAAUUUGUACAACCGGUGAAAGGUAUACUUUAAUUAUAAUAGAAUUUAAUAAUAAUAAUUUUUAGUACUCAUUAACUAAAUAUAUAAAAUAGUUUUAUUCGGAGACUUCAAAUCUCUUGCAUUAAUAAUAAGUGAUUCAAAUAAGUUUUUCAAUUAUUCUGAUCAGCUACUGAUACAUUGUAGUCCCACUUUGUCUACUUUAUAAUAUUAGCCACUAUUGACUUUACAAAAUAAUACAAUUUUACCUCAUUGUAGUAUAUAUACAAUAAUCAUUGCACUUUACUUUUAAAUUUCAAUAAUGUUAAUAACUUUAAGUAUGAACACAUCAUGCCUAGUUUUAACACCAUACAAAAUUCUAGAAAAAUAGCAUAUUUUGCCAUGGUCUAAAAAUACCACGUACCCUUUGUCAACCACUCUUUAGAGGGGAAAUUUUUGUAAAUCCAACUUUGUAGUAUAUAUGAAACCAUUUAUUUGCAUAUGUAUGUAAACUUAGAUCUCUGUGUCAUAGAUUUGGUUGUAGAUGAAACAAAAAAUUUUUUCUUUUAUUACUAUAGAUUUAUCUUAUCUAUGUUUAUAUUGUAAAACAAAAUUACAUUUUUAUAACACGCAAUAUUCAUUUGUAAAAACUGAGGCAAUUGUUUUGUUUACAUAAAUUUAAGAAAAACAAAUACUAGAGUUUAAAGUUCAGAAAUCCAUUUAAGAAUCAGUAUAUUAAUGUUUGAAUAUCUUAUAAGUUUAAAACUAUAAUUAUACUUUCUGUAAAAGAUUCAUGAAAUGUAAAUAUUCUUGAAUAUUUUGAUAAUCAGUACAUAUAAUAAAUGUUAAUUAAUUAUAAAAUAAUUAUAUGCAAUUUUUUUAAUUUGGAUUUGAUAAAUAAUAAAAAACAUUUGUUUACUGUCACUAAAAAAGUUUAGAGGAAUAAUUGUAUAAUAUUUAAUUCAAAUUAUAUUUUCAAUACUAUUUUAUUAGUAGUAUAUUAACAUAGUUUUUAUUUACUGUUUAAAUUUUAAAAUAAAAAACCUUAAACUAUAUUUAUAACUUAUUUCACACACACAGUGACGUGUUCAUAAGAAUUAAUCCCCCCAUUGACUUAAAAAUACAAUAACUAUUAAUAUAUAUUUAAUAAUUUUAUCUUGACAUUUUAUACUUCAACCAAGUUACAAAGAAAAAAUCUUGUUUUACUGAAUACAAGUUAUUUUAUUUGUUUUAUCUGGUUUUUAAAUUUUCAUUGUUGGGUUUGGUAUAACAGUAGAAUAUUCUACAGUUUAUUCAUGAACCAUUAUUUAAUAUAUCCUUUCCUAUCAGAAAUUCCUGGGCAAGCAAUUGCACAUACAUAUUAUUAUAUAUAUUUAAUCUGUUAUCUAAAUACUCGUGUAACACAACUAAAUAUAUAGUGUUUAGUUCAGUUUAUAAAUUAGCCUAAGGCUCUGGAGAACUUGUAAUUGUGAUUUGAUAUUAAUAUUUAUACAUUAUGCUCACUUUAUUAUAGUAUUUAUUAAUUUUACAUUAUGGUUGAGUAUUAUUUUGCAUUUUCUGAAGUCUGUUCUACCAGUUAAUUAUAAAUGCUCAACAUUAGUCCUAUAGAUUAUAAUAACAAUUUUUCUUAUUUAUACUCAUAAUUUAGUAGUUAUAAAAAAAUUAAUGUUCAAAUAUAAUUUGUAUUAUUAAUAAUCUUCCUAUAUUGUAGUUUUUAAAAUUGCUAUAUUUUAUCAAACUGUUCUACAUUGGUUAUAUUAUAAACUUAUAAUUAAUAGUAGUUGGUAUUGGUACAUUAAUAAGUGAUUUGCUAAUUGUAAUAAGUACGUUUUUAGGUUGAUGUAAAUUGUGAUUUAUUUUAAUUAUAAAUAGGUUAAAUAUAGCCAGAUCAGUAUUACUAAAUAUUAAUUUUUAGAAAAAUAUGUAUAUAUUCAAUUCUCUCUCUCUCUCUCUCUUUGUAUUUCUCUUUCUCUGUCUUACCCAUCUUCUUUAUUUUAUUUUUUUAUAUUCAUAUAUUGUAUACCAAUACCAAAGUAUGUACGCUCAAUAAUGUUUUUAUGUUGUAAAUAAAAUUAGUGUAAUAAUAUUUUGUUUUGUUUUGUUUUUUUUUAAGAAAUAAUUUAGUAUUUUAAUUUAUGUUGUAUUUUCCAAAUUUCCAAUAAAAAUCUAAUUAUACAAAUCAAUAAAGGUACUAUGGUUUAUAUUUUGUGUAUACAUUAGCUUUCUUUCUACUGUGAUUAAAUAAAAUAUUAAUAUGUACAUACAUAUAAAAGAGACCAAACAAUUAAAUGCCCAUUUUACUGAAAAAAGUAUGUAUGGAUUUUAUAGUUUUAUUUUGUCUUAUUAAAUAAUAAAUAUUUUUAAUUAUUUAUUUUAUCAAUAUAAUAUGAUACAUUAAAAAUUGUUUUAUUUAUUUUAGCCACAGAAACUUAACCAUUGACUGUUUUUAAAAUUUAAUAAAUUACUUACAAUUCAGUCUUUUAUUAUUCUACAUUUCUGUGGUUGGGUAACGGAAAUUUGUGUUAAGUUAAAUAAUUUUUAGUUUUAGAUGUAUCUCUAUUACCAAUUAAAAUUGUCUACCUUGCAAAAUAUUUUAAUAUUUGUAUUAUUAAAACUCAAAUUUAUAUUGACCAAUUUAGAUUAAAACUAGUUAGAAAGAAACAAUGAAAUUAUGUAUUUUAUUGUUUAUAAUUUUGCGAUAUUAAUAAAAAUUAUGAACAUAUUAAACAUGUAAAAAUAUACACUAUAUUUAUUUAAACUAAUUAUUUCAAUAUUAUCUAAAAAAUAAUGAAAUAAUUAUUAAUAAUAUUUUACUAUUUAUCAUAAAUCACCUCAUUUGAAACUAAAAAUAUAUAUAGUAAUUUAUUAUUAAUAUAGAUUUAAUAGAAUUAAUUGUUGUUUUUAUUUUUAAUAGUAGAUUUUAAUGUAUUUGAUUAAAAUUGUAAAUACUUUUUUGGAUACUUUGGAGUUUUACAAGUGUUUCCCAACGAGGAGAGAGAUUCCUCCCUAAAAAGGAAUUUAGGUACUACGCGGGGAGGGGUAAUUUAGUAAUGAUGAAAUUAUAAGAAUAAAAUAUAAAAUGCGUAAAUUUGUCAAAUCUAAAAUUAAAAACAAUUUAUAUCAUAUUUUUAAUUAUUAGGGGGAGGCAUAAGAGUUUUAAAAAUCUACAAGAGGGGUGUAGAAAAAAAAAAGUUGUGAAACACUAAAUGAUACAUUUUAAAUCAUAUGGAAUGAUUUAGAAUCAUUUUUGUAAAACUUCAGAACAUUUAAAUGUUUUAAAAAUAUACAUUACUCAAUUAAAAAAUGAUUAUUUUAUAUCUGAGUAAAAUAAUGUAUAUACUUAUACAUAAAUAUAUUUUAUUAUAUUAUUAUUAUUUUUUUUUUUUUAAAUAUUUAACCUUUAAGUAUUUUACAAUGAAAUAGUGAAAUAUUUAUAUUGAGUAUUAUAAUAUCGAAUUUCAAUCAUUUCUCUCGGCAUCUAAAAUGCAACAUACUAAUUUGUAAUUAAUACAAUAAUGAACUAAGCAUAUUGGAAUGAAAUGGGCUGUAUUAUUCUAACAUCAAUCAGGCGCUUGCGGUGAGUGUUCCACACAGCUUUGCUUCUAAUUUGCACUCAAAAAAUUAAGCUAAUCAUAAUCAGAGCUUCAUUAAAAAAUGAACAGUAUUUACAUAACAAAAAAAAACUAAUAUUUUAAUUUAUUUACAGAAUGUUCAUAUGGAUAUAAUAUGUAUAAUGGAGAAUGUACUGCUAAAUGUCCGGUUAGAACUUACGAGGUACAAGAUGGUAUUUGCAAUGAUUGUCAUUAUACAUGUUUUCAAUGUUAUGGACCUAAUGAUUAUCAAUGCACCUCUUGUUGGAAUGAUGCAGAUUUGACACAAUCCAUGGGCCAAACCUAUUGUUAUUCAAAGAAUGUCAAAAUUUUACUUGAUGAUAAAACAUGGCAUAUGUUAUCUUUAAUUUUAUUAAUCAUUAAUAUAUUCUUAUUACUUAUAUUUUGUAAAGGAAGAUUUCGGGCUACAAAUAAUAUAUUAGAAAGCGGAUAUUACAGCCUAGCUAAUCAAAUUGAAGGUGAUUAAUUAUUGAAAUACUUUUAGUUAUUUAUUCAUUGUUAAUAUUUAAAUGUUUUAUACGACUUCUAAAGAUUUAAGAAAUAUCUUUAUGAAGUAGUUAUCAAAUUAAUUUAUUUUCUAUUUACUUUUGUUAUACAUUUUAAAUUUAAUAAUAUAUUAAGUAUUUAUUUAAGUGUAAAUGUUCAACAUACAGACCUAUUUGUGUACAAACUAGUUAAAAAGUUUAAAAUACAAUUAGAUUGAUAAUUAUGAGCCAUAUUCAGUAUAAAUUGAGUGCAAUUUAAAAUAAAGACUUGUCAAUUUUAAAAUAGUAAAUUAUGUGUACAGCCUAAUUUGAAUUAUUAUAAAUAAAUGUUUUAUUUUACCUAAAUUAUAUAAUAUAAAUAUAUACCAAUUUUACUAGCAUUAUAGUUUUGCUAUAUGGAAGUUCAUAUUUAAAUUAAGCUUUAGUUUCCUAGAGUAUAGUAGCCUUUACCAGCUACAUAGUUCUACUAAGUUGUUAUGAUUGCAAUUUUGAAUAAAAAUUCAGUAAUUGUACUUAAUACUUAAAAUAAAUAAAAAGUAUGGGUGUUUGAAUUGAAAUAUACUCAUUAUUUAUAUUUCAUUGAACACAAUAUGAUACAAAGAUAUUAUUGAUCAAUAGAAAUAAAUAUUUUAUUAUAGUUAUUAUUUGUGAUUUUAUAAAUAUUAUGAUAUACUUGACACUAAUAAAACAUAAGAUGUUAAAAGGUCACAUUAUAAAAUAAACUAUUUUUUUUUUUUUUUUAAAGAAUUUAAUAUAAUAUAUCUU